AUUUAUUUAAAGAAUUUUGUGAAUUUUAUUUAUCUUAAUUAAAUCAAUAAUAACUUCAUAUUGAGCUGUUUAAAAGGAUAAUUUGUAUAAUAUAGUGUCUAUUAAAGUGAAAUAGCAUAAAGUGAAGUGAGAAAGAUGAGUUCCGAAGAGGAAAAGAGUGAUGAUUACGGAAAUGAAGACACAUUCCAAGAUGACGGAUCUAAAAAUCCAUUAAAUGACGACGACGAUGAUUAUGAGCCAACCGAUAGCAAGAAGAAAUCUAAAAAAGGAAAGAAACGUAAAGUUCGUAGUGAAGAAAAAUCCAAAAAUCGCAAAAAGAAAAAGCGUAAGAAGAAUGAAUCUGAAGACGAAGACGAACAGCCAAACGAAUCAGCUGAGGAAUAUACAUCAAGUAAAAAAGGUCGUAAAAAGAAAGAUAGAGGAGAUCGUGAAGAACGUUCAGCUAGAUCAUCGAGACAUCAAGUUGUUGACGAAGAACCAGCCGAAGAAACUGAAGCACCGUCAGUCGAGGAAGUUUGUGAGCAAUUAGACUUGAAGGAUGUCUCAAUUGAAUACACAGAAAGCCAUUAUCAAAAUCUUGUUACAUACAAAAUGUUUACACAAUUUGUACGCCCAAUUUUAACAAAAGAAAAUCCAAAAGCACCAAGCAGUAAACUAAUGAUGUUAAUAGCUGCUAAAUGGCGUGAGUUUUGCCUCGAAAAUCCAAAUUUAAGAGAUGAUGAUAAUGACGAGGAACCAGCAGAAACAGCUGAAAAAUCAGAUAAUGACGAGGAUGAUGACGAGGCUGUAGAUGAACCAGAAGAGCCUGAAUAUAAGCCAAAAUCAAGUCGUUCAAGACCAUCCAGAAAUGCUGAAAAAAAGCAGCAACAACAAGAAGAUGAUGACGAUGACGACGAUGAUGAUGAUGACGAUAAUAGUAACAGCAAGCGUUCCAGCAAAAAACGUGCUAAUGCACGAACGACAAGCAAGCGCGGACGCAAACAAAAAGUUCCAACAUUAAAGAUACGAUUUGGCAAGAAGAAAGACGCUAGUUCCGAAGAAGAAAAAGACAGUAACGGAGAAACUGAAGAACGCGACAGUGAUGCAGAAUUUGAGAAAAUGCUAUUGAAAACUCCAGAAGCAUCAGAUGAUGAGACAAGUAACAGCCGUGCACAAAGUACAAGUACAGUAGUUAAAGGAAAGGCAAAGGUUAAGAUUGGCAAUCGUGGCAAAAAGAAGAAGUCCAAAAAGGCAGCUGAAGCUAUCGAACAUCAAGAUUAUUGUGAUGUUUGUCAGCAAGGAGGCGAGAUUAUUCUCUGCGAUACUUGUCCAAGAGCUUAUCAUCUUGUAUGUUUAGAUCCGGAACUCGAAGAAGCACCAGAAGGCAAAUGGUGCUGCUCAAAAUGUGAAGCUGAAGGCAAACAACCUGUUGAGGAAAACGAAGAAGAUGAUGAACAUCAAGAUUUCUGUCGAAUUUGUAAAGACGGCGGUGAACUUUUAUGUUGUGACUCGUGUCCAUCGGCUUACCACACAUUUUGUCUUGAUCCACCAUUAAGUGAAUUGCCUGAAACGUCUUGGACAUGUCCACGUUGUUCUUGUACUCCACUACCGUUUAAAGUCGCUAAAAUACUCAGUUGGAGAUGGACAGACGUUAAAAUCCCUGGACCGUCAACAAGUAAGACACAAACAAUUCGUCGUCGUGAAUAUUUCGUAAAAUGGCAAAAUCAAAGCUAUUGGCGUUGUGACUGGGUAUCGGAAAUGCAAAUGGAUGUUUAUCAUAACAUUAUGUUUCGCUCUUAUACUCGUAAACAUGAUAUGGAUGAGCCACCACGCUUUGAUGAUCAAUUGGAUGAACAAGAUAGUCGUUACAAGCGUAUCGAGAGAAUGGGGAAGCAUUCAAAGGAAGAAAGAAACAAUAUCGAGGAAAAUUUAGAGGAGAGAUAUUACAAUUAUGGUGUCAAACCAGAAUGGUUGAUUAUUCAUCGUGUUAUUAAUCAUCGUACAAUGAGAGAUGGACGAACUUUAUAUUUAGUUAAGUGGCGUGAACUGCCAUACGAACAAUCGACAUGGGAAGAAGAGGAAGACGAAGUUCCUGGUUUGAAGCACGCAGUCGAAUUCUAUCACGAUCAUCGUGCAUAUAAUCUCGAAACGAAUGACCGCAAAAAGAAGAAAAAAGGUCGUCGUCGCACAAAAGAUGAAGUUGAUGAUGGAACUGGACAAAGAAAGUUUAAUCCACCACCAGAUCGUCCAUGUUCUGAUUUAAGACGCAAAUGGGAGCAACAGCCUGAAUAUUUUGAUGAAAUUGGUAUGCAAUUACAUCCAUAUCAAGUCGAAGGUAUUAAUUGGUUACGCUACUCGUGGGUAAAUGGCACUGACACUAUCUUAGCAGAUGAAAUGGGUCUCGGAAAGACUAUCCAAACAGCAGCAUUUUUAUAUUCAUUAUUCAAGGAAGGUCACUGCAAAGGACCAUUUUUAAUUUCCGUACCGUUAUCUACGUUAAUUAAUUGGGAGCGUGAAUUUGAGCUUUGGGCACCAGAUUUUUAUUGUGUCACAUACAUUGGUGACAAGGAUUCGCGAGCAGCUAUACGUGAGAAUGAAUUGACCUUCAGCGAAGACGGAGUACCACGAAAUUCGAAAGGUGCAAGUAAAAUGAGAACAUCAAAUGUCAAGUUCAAUGUUUUGAUUACAAGUUAUGAGCUUGUUUCCAUCGAUAAUGCAUGUUUAUCGUCAAUCGACUGGAAAAUUCUUGUGGUUGAUGAAGCACAUCGUCUGAAAUCGAAUCAAUCAAAGUUCUUUAAAUUUCUCGCGAGCUACAACAUUGAUUAUAAAUUACUUUUGACUGGAACUCCAUUACAAAAUAAUCUUGAAGAAUUGUAUCAUUUAUUGAAUUUCUUAUGUCGAGAUAAGUUCAAUGACUUGACAGUUUUCCAAAGUGAAUUUGCUGAUAUUUCGAAGGAAGAGCAAGUUAAGAAGCUUCACGAAAUGUUGGGACCACACAUGUUGAGACGUUUAAAGGCAGACGUAUUGAAAAAUAUGCCAACAAAAAGUGAAUUCAUUGUUCGUGUUGAGCUUUCGCCGAUGCAGAAAAAAUAUUAUAAAUUUAUUUUGACGAAGAAUUUUGAAGCUUUAAAUUCAAAAACUGGAGGUGGUAAUGCAUGUUCAAUGUUGAAUAUUAUGAUGGAUUUAAAGAAAUGCUGUAAUCAUCCAUACUUAUUUCCGAGUGCUCAAGAAGAAGCACCAUUGAGUGCAGGUGGAACUUAUGAAUUUCAAGCUAUGACAAGAGCCUCUGGGAAAUUGGAUUUACUUGAAAAAAUGUUGAGAGUCCUUAAGCGUCAGGGACAUCGUGUUUUGAUUUUCUCUCAAAUGACAAAAAUGUUGGACAUUCUCGAAGACUUUUUGGAUGGUUCUGGAUAUAAAUAUGAGAGAAUUGAUGGUGGAAUUACAGGCAAUUUAAGACAAGAUGCUAUUGAUCGCUUCAAUGCUCCUGGUGCUCCACAAUUUGCUUUCUUGCUAUCUACACGUGCUGGCGGUCUCGGUAUUAAUUUGGCAACUGCAGACACAGUCAUUAUUUAUGACUCAGAUUGGAAUCCUCACAAUGAUAUUCAAGCAUUCUCUCGAGCACAUCGUAUCGGACAAGCAAACAAAGUCAUGAUAUAUCGCUUCGUUACAAGGAACUCAGUCGAGGAGAGAGUCACACAAGUUGCAAAACGAAAAAUGAUGUUGACACAUCUCGUUGUGAGGCCAGGUAUGGGCGGAAAAACAACAAAUCUUACAAAGCAGGAACUUGAUGAUAUUCUACGUUUUGGUACGGAAGAAUUAUUCAAAGAAGAAUCAAGCAAAGACGAAACUAUUCAUUAUGAUGAUUCAGCUGUUGAAAAGCUUUUAGAUCGUUCAAUGGAAGGUGUUGAAGAGAAAGAAAACUGGGCAAAUGACUAUUUGUCAAGCUUCAAAGUCGCAUCGUAUGCCACAAAGGAUCAAGACGAAGAAGAGGAUGAUGUUGAACGCGAAAUUCUUGUAAAAGAAGAAAAUUCAGACCCAGCUUAUUGGGUAAAAUUAUUGAGGCAUCACUAUGAGCAACAUCAAGAGGAUAUAGCAAGGUCAUUAGGAAAGGGAAAACGAGUUAGGAAGCAAGUAAAUUAUACUGACAAUGGUAUUGUGACAGCUGAGCCACGCGACGAUAAUUGGCAAGAUGAUGGAAGUGGAUAUAGUGAUUAUACUAGUGAUGAAGAUCGUGAAGGUAUGGAUGAGGAUGAAAUUGCAGCAAGAGCUCGUGCAAGGGCUAGGGAAAGAGAACGUCCAUUACCGCCACUUUUGGCACGAGUUGCAGGAAAUAUUGAAGUUCUUGGCUUUAAUGCACGACAACGUAAGGCAUUCCUUAAUGGAAUUAUGCGCUAUGGAAUGCCACCACAAGAUGCCUACAAUGGACAAUGGUUAAUAAGAGACUUACGGGCAAAGACUGAGAGACAAUUUAAAGCAUAUAUUGCAUUAUUUAUGAGACAUUUAUGUGAGCCAGGUGCUGAUAAUGCUGAAACAUUCGCUGAUGGCGUUCCACGUGAAGGUUUAAGUCGUCAACAUAUUUUGACACGUAUCGGUGUCAUGUCAUUGAUACGUAAAAAGGUACAGGAAUUCGAGAACAUUAAUGGUAUUUAUUCAAUGCCAGAGAUUAUGAAUGGACCUGUUUUGCCAGUGAAAGUUAAAAAAACGGAACAGCCAAAGGUCGAUGAGAAGGUGGAAGAUGUAAAGCCAUCCGAUGAUAUAAAGCAGGAAGUUAAGGAAGAAUCAAAAACGUCAGAAACGAAACCUAGUGUGGAUGAUGAUGAUAAAAAGUCUGUAGAGACUGUUAAACCAGAAGAAUCAAGCGAACAAAAGAGUGAUGAAAAUGUUAAGGAAGAAAAAGACGAAAAGCCACCGACAGAAGAUAUCAAACUCGAUGGUGAUAGUGAAAAUAAGAAAGAAAGUGAUGAGAAUGAUGACAAAAAAGAUCCCUUGAGUGAUGAAACAGUAAAGACAGAAGAUAAUAAGAAAUCGGAAGUAACAACAGUUAGUGACGAUGACGACGACGAUGUUGUAUGUAUUGAUGUAGAUACAGGAAAGAAGAAACCAGCCGUGAAAAUAUCUCCAGCCGAUAGAAAAUUCAUGUUUAAUAUCUCUGACGGUGGAUUUACUGAAUUACAUACACUUUGGAUUAAUGAGGAAAAGGUUGCAGUUCCAAAUCGAAUUUAUAAUAUUUGGCAUAGACGACAUGAUUAUUGGCUACUAGCUGGUACUGUUGCUCAUGGAUAUGCUCGUUGGCAAGACAUUUUGAGUGAUCAACGAUUCGCUAUUGUCAAUGAACCAUUUAAAAUGGAUGCUGGAAAGGGGAAUUUCCUUGAAAUUCGUAAUAAAUUCCUCGCAAGACGAUUUAAGUUGCUUGAACAGGCACUCGUGAUUGAAGAGCAAUUGAGACGUGCUGCUUAUUUGAAUAGCGCAAAUACGGAUAACAUUACAUCAGAGCAUCCAGGCGAUUUUGACCCUGAACAAGAUGCUGAGUCGAUUACAAAAACGGCUGCAAAUAAUCCAGUCCUACACAAAGUAUUGAAUCAACUAGAAGAACUGUUGAGUGACAUGAAAAGCGAUGUGUCGAGAUUGCCUGCUACUCUUGCGAAUAUUCCACCAGUUGCACAGCGUCUUCAAGCAGCUGAAAAGUCUAUUCUCUCAAGGAUUGCCACAAAUCCGAAGAAUUCAAAUAAUGCUGUUACGUCAAUGGCUCUAUUCCCAAAUGGCUUUAAGAACUCAACAAUCGAGGGCUUCUCAACAGACGAAAAUGGAGCAAACUUUUCAAACUUCAGACCAGAAUUCAGUGUACCCGGACAGCGUCACGAUAAUGAUUAAGCUUAAAACUUAUUUUCCGGUUUUUCUUUUCUUUCUGAAACAUUCACUUUUUAACUUUAAUUACGAUAAAUUAUGCUAUUUUUCAUAAAAACAAAAAGAAACAAUGGAGAAACUCACAGACAUACUUUCAGCAACUCUCGUAGACGUUUAAGACAAAAAAAAAAAUGGACAACUUUGUGUAUUACAUACAUAGAAUUAUCACAAAUAAAUGCUCAAUAAUACAAAAAAAGCACAA
Molecule: messenger RNA, 6085 nt
Organism: Chironomus riparius
Lineage: Eukaryota; Metazoa; Arthropoda; Insecta; Diptera; Chironomidae
Source: the annotation of a GenBank genome assembly